Molecule: messenger RNA, 2819 nt
Organism: Diceros bicornis minor
Lineage: Eukaryota; Metazoa; Chordata; Mammalia; Perissodactyla; Rhinocerotidae
Gene: CAP2
Product: cyclase associated actin cytoskeleton regulatory protein 2
Exons: 13
Coding region: 54-1487 (477 amino acids)
Biological process (GO): cell morphogenesis; regulation of adenylate cyclase activity; cytoskeleton organization
Cellular component (GO): cytoplasm
Molecular function (GO): adenylate cyclase binding; actin binding
Source: RefSeq, a predicted model, not a curated record
GCCGAACACGGAUUUGCAUUGCCGAGGACGAGACCCCAGGACACCCAAGCAGAAUGGCAGAGAUGCAGGGACUGAUGGAAAGACUGGAGCGGGUGGUCGGCCGACUGGAGUUGCUGUCUGCAGAGUCACACCUGCCUCCUGGGGCCUGUGGAGAAAUUAACGGUGUCAACGGAGGUGUGGCACCCUCGGUGGAAGCGUUUGAUAAGUUGAUGAACAGCAUGGUGACUGAGUUUUUAAAGAAGAGUAGGAUCCUUGCUGGCGACGUGGAGACUCAUGCAGAAAUGGUGCAUAGCGCUUUCCAGGCCCAGCGGGCUUUCCUUCUGAUGGCCUCUCAGUAUCAACAACCCCAAGAGAAUGACGUGGCUGCACUUCUGAAACCAAUAUCGGAAAAGAUUCAGGAAAUCCAAACUUUCAGAGAGAGAAACCGAGGGAGUAAAAUGUUUAAUCAUCUCUCGGCCGUCAGCGAAAGCAUACCUGCCCUUGGGUGGAUCGCUGUGUCCCCCAAACCCGGUCCUUAUGUCAAGGAGAUGAAUGAUGCUGCCACCUUUUACACUAACAGGGUCUUAAAGGACUACAAACACAGUGAUUUACGCCAUGUGGACUGGGUGAAGUCAUAUUUGAACAUUUGGAGUGAGCUUCAAACAUACAUCAAGGAGCACCACACCACAGGCCUUACUUGGAGCAAAACAGGUCCAGUAGCAUCAACUGCAUCAGCAUUGUCUGUCCUCUCCCCGGGGCCUGGCCUUCCUCCACCCCCACCUCCUCCACCUCCUCCAGGGCCACCUCCACUUUUUGAGAAUGAAGGCAGAAAAGAGCAGUCCUCUCCUUCACGCUCAGCUUUAUUUGCCCAACUUAACCAAGGGGAAGCGAUUAUAAAAGGGCUCCGGCAUGUCACAGAUGACCAGAAGACAUACAAGAAUCCCAGCCUACGGGCUCAAGGAGGACAAACUCCAUCUCCAACCAAAAGCCACACUCUAGGCCCCAAGUCUCCCCAAUCUUAUCCUCCUCAGAAACAUGCUCCUGUGUUCGAGUUGGAAGGAAAGAAAUGGAGAGUAGAGUACCAAGAGGACAGGAGUGACCUUGUGAUUCCACAGACUGAACUGAGACAAGUGGCUUACAUCUUCAAUUGCAACAAGUCUACUUUACAGAUGAAAGGGAAAAUAAAUUCCAUUAUAAUUGACAACUGUAAGAAGUUUGGCCUUGUGUUUGACAAUGUGGUGGGCAUCGUGGAAGUGAUCAACUCCAAGGACAUUCACAUGCAAGUAAUGGGGAAAGUGCCAACAAUUUCCAUUAAUAAGACAGAAGGCUGCCACAUAUACCUCAGUGAAGAUGCACUAGACUGUGAGAUUGUGAGCGCCAAGUCAUCUGAGAUGAAUAUACUUAUCCCUCAGGAUGGUGAUUACAGAGAAUUUCCUGUUCCUGAGCAGUUCAAGACAACGUGGGAUGGAGCCAAGUUGGUCACUGAACCUGCAGAAAUUAUGGCCUAACCUCCGGGGAGACCGAAUCCCCUGACCCGAAUUCCCCCAUCAAAAGAAAAGAAAAGAAAAGAGAAGAGCAGCAUUAAAGACCUAGAAGUUGCAGUAGCACCUACUGCUUUAGUCUUGGCCUCCAACAAUUCUGUGCUCUAGGAACAGCAUCAUUUCUGGCACGCCUUCGUGGGCAUUUUGAAGUAUUUAAUGUUUCUUCAUGAUUUGCAUUUGUGUGUGAUUUGAGUUCCACAUGAUGACUUGUGAGCAUUACACGUUUAAAGGGGAAAAAAAAGAAUUCUGUUCUCUCAUAUCAUUAACACAGUAGCUGAUAGUAAAAAUAUUGCAUGGUUCACUUUUACACUUAUGUUUAAUUGCUAGUUGGAAAAUAAAACCUUCGAGAAUCUAAGAUGUACGUUUUGAACUUUUAGACAAUUUCGAUAUGAUGUAGUAGUGGUAUGCUCUGAAAAAUCUACCAUUUUUUUCUUAUUUUUACCAUAUGUUCACCUUUAUCAGCGUGGCUACACUGUCAGCAUGAAAAAUUUCAACCCAUGUUUUUACAAGACAUAAGAAAAUUCCAUACUAAGGACUGUAUCCAGUUUCUUGGUCCUUGGAAGACUUUAAUUUACAGUUAUUAAAAAUCAAAAGUAAAUUCUAUUGAUUUAUCUUAAAUAUUUUUCUGUCAUGUCACUUGGAAAACUUACUUUUCUGCAUAAAGAUUUUUAUGCCAGAAAUUAGUAGGGAGGAAGCAGAUAUAAUACCUCACGAUUUUGCUUUCAGAUCAAGCUCAAUUUUUGUUUCCCAGUUUUGAACCUGUUAAAUAUCAGAUGCCUUGUAAAUGAUGUCUUUACUGUUUUAUUAUAAAUUACUUUCUUCUUUUCCACUUGCCAGACUUGCUAACCAGUCUCAAAAAUGAACACGAAAAAGCCAUACAUGUAUUACUUCUUCCAAAACCUAAGGAAUUGUUUGUUGGUUUGGCUUGCUGCUCCUAUUUUGUAGUAUUGAUAGUACACAUUUUUUCAACCUAAGAGUAACUAUGAUAUUCCUUUGUAUCUUUUCAGUACGUAGAGCUGAAAAGUCAGCAACUUCUUGGAUCAUGUGUAAUGAAUUACAGCAUAGUGCUUGCAGACCCAAUACAAGCAUAUAUAUUGUGCCUAUUACAGCCUCUGGAAUACAUCAUUUCCGUUUUUUAAAUAUCUUCUAUAUCCAUAUAGUAUUCAGAUUACUAAUGCUCAUGUACCAAGGUUUUGCUAUAAAAGUUUUGUCCAUAGGAAUAAUGUUGUGGCUUUAGUAAAUAUCUUUUUUUCAACUGUAUACUUAUUCUGAAAUAAAGUAAAAUUCUAAUUGUUUAAA